AUGACUGUUAAGAACACUACAAAUGCCAAUGGCAAUGGCAAUAUCAGAGCUGCGAUUAUUGGUGGAGGUCCAGGUGGCUUAGGUGCCGCAAUUGCCCUCUCCAAGUUGUCUUUCGUUGAUUGGACUCUGUAUGAGAAGAAGCCCGAGAUUAGCGAGACAGGCGGCGGUAUCAGUCUUCAGCUACAUACAUGGAAGAUGCUUGAAUGGAACGGGUCAGCCAAGAACAUCAAACCCAGUGACCUAUUCAGGUCUCCUGACGGUAUCAGUGGACAACAGCGCAACGGGCGGACUGGUGAGCUCAUUGAGCAAAGCUAUCAUCCCGAAGAUACACCCAUUCACCAACGCAGUGGCCGUCAGCGAAGAGCAAAGCUGCAAGCAGCUCUUCUCAAAGAGGUUGAUGCGUCUAAAAUCAAGCUCUCCAAGAAGCUCGUGGGCAUUGAAAAACUGUCAAGUGGCAGAGUCAUUAUUCGAUUUGAGGAUGGCUUUACGGAUGAGGUUGACCUCCUGAUUGCUGCAGAUGGCAUAAGAUCGGUCGUCCGGUCGUUUACUUUUCCUUCGCACAAAAUCAAAUACAAUGGGCAGUCCGCAUAUCGCACCAUCAUCAGCAAGUCUGAAGUUAAUGCUCUUGGCACGAUCCCCCAAGCGUCAACAUUCUGGCAGAAUCUAGGCGGCAGAUAUGUAUUUACGAGUCCGCUUGGGGACGACGACUUUGAAGUUACAGCACGUAUCUCCCGACCGUCAGAAGGGCAAGAUCAAGUCAGUUGGGGUCGACCCUUUGACUUCAGCACACUUGUCCAUGAGUACGAUGGAUUCUGUGAGCCUGUUCGCCAAGUUGUUCGAUUGGCAGCAAAGGGAGACACUCAAGAAUUUGCUCUGUUCUCUGGGCCGCGACUUGAUCGAGUAGUUGCUCUUGAUUCGAUAGCCCUGAUCGGAGAUGCUUCGCAUCCCUUGUCAGGAGCAUUUGGAGCGGGAGCCGGAUUUGCCCUCGAGGAUGUGUAUACACUGUCCAAAACCCUUGAGUGGGCUUGGACUCGAGGUAAAGGUAUCAAGGCGGCCCUGGAGCUGUACGACCGUAUCAGGUCACCGCAUUAUCAUGAUCUAUAUAAUGUCCUGGAUUGGUAUGCAGGCAUUGGUAAGGAGAUUGCGGCAGAGGGGCUAUCCGUGGACGACGAAAUUGAGGCAAAAGUGAGAAGAACAAAGGGCAAGAAAUCGAACUGGAUGUAUUCCUACGAUAUCCAGACUGUGGUCGAUAAUGUCCUUGAGGGCUUGAAUAGCAAGGACAACUGA
This is a messenger RNA of Fusarium tjaetaba, 1287 nucleotides long. RefSeq names its product salicylate hydroxylase. NCBI's taxonomy places the organism in Eukaryota, Fungi, Ascomycota, Sordariomycetes, Hypocreales, Nectriaceae. The transcript is spliced from 3 exons. The coding region runs from base 1 to 1287 and encodes 428 amino acids. Gene Ontology annotation, biological process: secondary metabolite biosynthetic process. Gene Ontology annotation, molecular function: FAD binding. The record is from RefSeq and is a predicted model, not a curated record.